AUUUACAGACUGCAGCUGGGAGAGAGACGGAAACUGAGAGAGACAGAGACGGAGAGAGAGAGACGGAACCAUGAGGAACUUGAACAUUCUGGUCCUGACUUUCUGCUAUUGCUUGGUCUGGGUCCCCCCAGGGGCCCUGGGCAAGAGGCCGACCCGCUUCUCCAGCGAGCUGAUCAACCUGGGGAGGGUGCGCGGCUGCGAAGGAGGCGAGAGUGCGGAGGAGAACGAAGAGGAGGACGAGGAGCAGAUGGAGGAGGAGUUGAGCUCCUGGUUGGUGCUGCUGGAGAAGGAACGAAAGCUGAACCCGGCCCUGGAUAAGGCCUGGUCUCAGGCCUGGCUGGAGUGGGCCAGGAUGAAAGAGGGGGGCAGCAGUGCCCCGGGAGGCCUGAGGGACGAGCUGGUGGUGGCCGUAGUGUGUUACGCACUGGAAUACCCUCCCCCGCCUUUGGGACCCCUUUACCUGGUUUUCAAUCAGGCUUCGCGGCACUGCUUGGGGGCCGAGGAUUUGCCGGAGGCCUGCGAGCGGUUCAGGGGCCUACACCAGCUCCUGGGCCUGGCGCUGAGGGGCCUGAGGAGGGCGGAGCGGGCCCAGGGCAAGGAGGGGGCACCAGGCAUGGUGUACAGGGGCUCCCCGAGGCCGUUCUGGGCCAAGGUGGGAGACACAGUGCAGUUUGGAAGUUUCACCUCGACCUCGGCGAGUCGGGACGUGGCAGAGAUCUUCGCUGGAGGGGGAGGGGUUGGGGGCACUCUCUUUCACAUCCGCACGGCCAGGGGAGCCUCGGUGGAGGAGCUCUCCCCCUUCCCGCAGGAGAGAGAGGUCCUCAUCCCACCCUGCGAGGCGUUCCGAGUGGACAGAGUCGAGAGGUCGGAGAUCCAUGGCCAGCCCCGCAUUGACCUCCACCUGACUUCCCUCCAGCUCUCCGGGGAGAUCAGGCCCCGAUGCCCUGGGCCCCUGUACCUCCUCACCCUCGCCCUCACCCUCGCUCGGCAACUGUGUUAAUACCAGCAGGAAACGGGCACUAAUCAACUAACCACCACGUCAAUCAGAAAUUAAUCCCAGGGGUCAGUACUGAGGGAGUGGGCACUGUCGGAGGGUCAGUGCUGAGGGAAUGCAGCACUGUCAGAGGGUCAGUGCUGAGGGAGGGCCGCACUGU
Molecule: messenger RNA, 1154 nt
Organism: Rhincodon typus (whale shark)
Lineage: Eukaryota; Metazoa; Chordata; Chondrichthyes; Orectolobiformes; Rhincodontidae
Product: erythroblast NAD(P)(+)--arginine ADP-ribosyltransferase-like
Exons: 2
Coding region: 71-1000 (309 amino acids)
Molecular function (GO): NAD+-protein-arginine ADP-ribosyltransferase activity; NAD+ poly-ADP-ribosyltransferase activity
Source: RefSeq, a predicted model, not a curated record